Molecule: messenger RNA, 1351 nt
Organism: Symphalangus syndactylus (siamang)
Lineage: Eukaryota; Metazoa; Chordata; Mammalia; Primates; Hylobatidae
Gene: TAX1BP3
Product: Tax1 binding protein 3
Biological process (GO): cell-cell adhesion; receptor clustering; neurotransmitter receptor transport postsynaptic membrane to endosome
Cellular component (GO): postsynaptic density; basolateral plasma membrane; adherens junction
Molecular function (GO): protein kinase binding
Source: RefSeq, a predicted model, not a curated record
CCACCCGCUGCUCGCUUUUCUGCGCACGCGCCGGGACUUCCGAAAGCGGAGUGGCGCUCCAGCCAGUGAUUGGCUGGAGGUUUGUUAACUAUUCAUGAGGGGGCGGGCAGAGCGGGGCGGCCUUUGUUAAGCAGCGAGGGCGCGGCCGCGGGUACUCUGCUGCCGGCUUCUCGGAGCGGCGCUGGGCGACCAAAGCGGGGUCGAGAUGUCCUACAUCCCGGGCCAGCCGGUCACCGCCGUGGUGCAAAGAGUUGAAAUUCACAAGCUGCGUCAAGGUGAGAACUUAAUCCUGGGAUUCAGCAUUGGAGGUGGAAUUGACCAGGAUCCUUCCCAGAAUCCCUUCUCCGAAGACAAGACGGACAAGGUGAACGGCUGGGACAUGACCAUGGUCACACACGACCAGGCCCGGAAGCGGCUCACCAAGCGCUCGGAGGAGGUGGUGCGCCUGCUGGUGACGCGGCAGUCGCUGCAGAAGGCCGUGCAGCAGUCCAUGCUGUCCUAGCAGCCGCCACCAUCUGCGACUCCUGCCUGCCGCCUCUCUGUACAGUAAUGCCACUUCCACACUCUGUCCCCAUCUGGCUUCCGCUGAGCGCUGGGCCCCAGCUCUGAAGGGCUAUAGCUGGUCCCAGAGGCCUGGCCUGGCCUUCCUUCUCACCCCUGGCCUGGGGCCUCUGGGACCAGCUUUCUCCCCUGGACACUGAGGAUCGGAAACAAGAGCCUGGAGCUGAGUGGCAGCCGGUCUGCUGUGACCACAGGCUCAGGUCCGACCCUGCUGCCUGGCCACAGCAGUGGCUGGGCAAGUGGGAACCACCAUCUCUUGGGGGCCCCUAAAGCUGGGAAAUGCCGGAGGGGCCAGGCCUUUCCUGCUUUUCCCUGGCUGCAGGGUUCGGCUCCGCCUCUGCCCCCCAGCCCUUGUGUGUCCACCCCGCAGUGCCUCUGCCCAUCGGGGGACUGGACACAAAUCCUGCCAGAGGCGCUAUGAAGGUUUGCCCAGAUGAAGCCAGGUGGGCUCCCCGUUCACUCCCACUCUCCCGAGGGGUGCUGGCCUCCCCAGGAUUUGCCUUCUUACAGGAUUUAGACGGGGUUCGAGGUUCACAUUUCAGGGCAGCUCUCAGGAUUGUCAUUUUCCUCUUUGCCUGUGGGUUUAACUUUUGUAUUUUUUUUUAAUCACAAGUUUGAUACAAAAUGAUUUUACCGUACUCUUUGGAGAUGCCCAUUCUACUUUUGAAUUUAGCUUUUACUAAUUCGCAUCUGGAAGCUCAGCAAGUGCACAAGCCUUACUUUGGUUACCGUGGAAACCACUGCCGCCCCUCCCCGACGUGGUGUGCUCAAUAAACAGUACUGGAAUUCA